AUGUUUUUCUCAUUGAUCCCCGUCCUACUCGGUACCGUUGUGAUUCUUUCUAGCUACCCACCGCCAGGUGCACCUUGGUUUGCGUCAGCGUCUCAUCAAAUAUUCCGACGAGGAGUCGAAUCAGGACCUGGUAUUUAUCUCACAGGAUAUAUGUCAGAAAAAAUCAGCGGAAAGGAAAUAGUCGAUGGCCAGCCUACUUUUAUGAAGAUAGCUGAUGCUACAAAGCGUGCCGUAGAAUAUCUGAGGAAGGGGAAGGAACCAGUCUGCGAUCAACCCUUCAUGGGACACGAAUAUCCUAACCCAACUAGUUCAACUUGUACCGACAAAGUCAAGCAGUACCUUGAGGCAAUGUAUCGUUACGGUUAUCAGUCGGGUAGACUUCGACCGGUUCGUAUAGUCGAGGAGGGCGAACGUGGGGGUUCACGCGGACCAGAUAGUGGAAAGUCUGCUGACCAGCCGUUCAGUAAGGACAAGGAUUCGUUCAUCGAGGAUAGGCGUCAAGGCUCGGCUACUCCAACGCCUUCAAAAUCCGAAAUUGAACAAACCCAAGCAUCUGAGCCAUCCUACGAGCAGGUUAGGAUACUCGAGGCGGGUGCAACAUGCCCAGUGUGUCUUGAAGGCUACCGAAACCCCACCACGAACGGCCAAGGAGGAGUGCGAUGGAAUUGGAUUUAUAAUUGCGACAAAUGCUCUACACACUACCAUCACCACUGCCUCAAACGCAGGUAUUGCCCGAAGUGCAAUGAGCAAGUGAAAACAAAAUCUCCCCCAUUGUGGAAGGUGGCCAGAAAUGCGCUGAUCAAACCUGGCAUGGCGAAUAAGUUUAUCAGGGUUUUGAGGAAUUUCAGUUAA
Molecule: messenger RNA, 852 nt
Organism: Puccinia triticina
Lineage: Eukaryota; Fungi; Basidiomycota; Pucciniomycetes; Pucciniales; Pucciniaceae
Exons: 2
Coding region: 1-852 (283 amino acids)
Source: RefSeq, a predicted model, not a curated record